AUGAAGGAAGGCGGCGCCAGCGAUCCAGAGGUCCGAGGAUUCUGUCCUGUCUCUCCUGAUCCUCAAAGUGGAGACUACGGCGACAACGGCAUCCUCGAUCUCACGACGCCUGACCCCGAGCAAAAUUUCUCUGUGCAUGAGCCUCAACCCAUCGCUGCGGGCCAAGCAAAGGACCAGCCGACAACCUCUGAGCUUUGGGCGGGGUCGUCUGUCGAGCACGCCGAUAUUCAGCCAAUCGCACCUGAACUGCCUGAACUGGUACAACCUCAAGAGCCUCCGACGCAACAGCAGCUGCUUUCUCUGGCAGUUCAACUCCGAAUGGAAUACCUGAGAUGGAGCCAACUGUCUUUCCGAGUGCAGCUGGCAACAGAGCUGACAUAA
Messenger RNA from Cyclocybe aegerita, 381 nucleotides. Lineage: Eukaryota; Fungi; Basidiomycota; Agaricomycetes; Agaricales; Hemipholiotaceae. The record is from the annotation of a GenBank genome assembly.